ACAAAAGGGAAGGAGUCAGUCAGCUGGUGGUGGGGAUACAUGAUACAUCACCUGUACGGGAUACAUGAUACAUCACCUGUACGGGAUACAUGAUACAUCACCUGUACGUACAUGGAUUAACUACUGAAAUGUCUUUGGACUGGGAGAGAGAAAAUGUGCGGUCUGUGAAGGGUGAAAGUAUAUUGUUCAUAAACCAAGAUAUACACUUUAAGUAUGGUGAAUGGUUGACAUACACUGGGGAGAAUGAGUUAUAAAGUUAGCUGGUAAUUUAUCCUGAUGAUUUUGGCUUCUUCCUUAUCAUUGAAUAAGUUAUCAUGGACUCUCUCACAUGUGGGUUGUGCAAACUUACUUUUCAUGAACUGGAGGAAUUUAUUGAACACAAACGGAGUCAUGGUCAUCAGAAUUUGCCAAGAAAUGCAUCAUCUCAGCAGGGCACUGAGACAGAAUUGGGGUGUGAGAUUUCUUAUAAAACACAGAUGCCAAUUUCCUGUCCAUCGACUUCACAGUUUGGUGCAACAGCGACUACUUCAACAUUGUCUGUGUCCACUCCUUCACUAUCUUUGGCUCCAAACAGCUGUGACACCAGUUCUUCUGUAUCACUCAGUAACCCCUCAGUAAACUCAACAGCUCCAGCUUUAUUCAGCAUGUAUCUUGCCAGUUCUUCACAAAUACGAUCAUCAGUCAUUGAUACCAUGGAAUCAAAUUGUUCAUUUGCAGAAGCUUUAGAAAGACCAAAGUCAGUUCCAGAUACUGGUAGUACAAACACUAAAGUGCCAGACACUUUCAGAUCAGACAUAGGCUCCACAAGUUUUCUGGCUCCUUCAAAAUAUUGCCCCCUUGUUUCCACCCCAGGGACUAAUGGCACAAAAUUAAUAGAAUCAAUAUUUGACAGGAAAAUGUCCAUCCCUGCCAAUGGUUCACUACAGUCAUAUAAUUCUCCUGUUUCAACUGUAUCCAUUCUCUCUCCUUGUUCAUUGUCACAAGUUUCUAGUAAUGAUGCAAACAAACAACUUGAACAAAGUAAGCCAAGCCUUAGUCUUGAUGAUGUGCAACAAAACAUGUCUGAAGAUGAAGUCAAGGAUGUUAUUUUGAUUGAACUGUCAGAGACUCCAGAGAAAAGUUGUGAAUUGGUUGCAAAAGUCAAUGUGCCUCCUUGUGUUUUAUCAGCACCUACAACUGGAAGAUCUGCCAUAGAAGAGGUUCUCAUGGAUCCUCAGUGUGAGAGGGAGAAAAAAACAUUAUCCAAGUUGCAAUCAAAUCAAAGGGAAGUAACUUGUAUGAUUAGUGAGUUAAAUAGGCAAGAUUAUACUGCAACUCAAGACUGUCUUCCAAAUUAUUGCACAGAUUCAUCCAUUGCAGUUCCAUCAGACCUUUCAGUUAUAAUUGAUGGAGUUAGAGAACAGCCUGUAGAAGCAAGUGUAUCUGACCACUGUGUACGACAAAAAGUUGAAGAUGGUGUUACAGGUGGGAAGAUAGGAGCCAAAAGUUAUAGUAGUGAUAACUAUGGUUGUGUUUAUGCGACAGCAAAUCCUAUGUCGUGUACGAACACUACAGCCAAUAUGGACAAUUUAAUAUAUGAAAAUUCUGAUCAUUGUACUUCACUAGGGAACAUUGUUACUACUAAUGUGAAUAUUACCAAUGACUUCAGUGCUGAAAAAGUCUAUUUUAGCCAAGGCAGCAGUAUUAUUACCACUACUACGUGUAUGUAUAUUAAUAGUGAUUCAAAAUUUGAAAAUAAACCUGCUGAGAGCAAUUAUGAUAAAUCAGUGUCUGACAUAAGCAGGAUAGUUUCGUUAGAAAAUGAAGCAAGUGUUGUGUCCCUCAGAGAGGUAAUAUCAGGAUCAAGUGAUUGCUAUGGUACAGGAGCUACAACCUCUAGUAAUAACACUAUUGCAAGACUUAGUGAUGAAUUCUCUUUAAGAACUAAUGAUGAUACUGCAUCAGGUAUUUCUGCUAUGACUCCUGCUGCAACAUCUUGUGAAAAUUUUAAUGCAGGGAACGGUAGUGUGACAUCAGAAACUAAUAAUAAGAUUGAUACAGAGUUUGGUGGAAGGACAGCUGUGAAAAUUGUGCCUCAGAUUGUCAGUGAAGCAAACCAUGAAACUGGCACCCUCUGUAACAUAGGGAAUAGUGAAGUGGUUGGUAAAAGUAUUAAUUUAGCAGGAAAUGAUGGGAAUACAACUAAAACUAGUGAUAUUGUAGCAUCAGAAUCUAGUAAUAGAAAUAGUGGAAAUUCGGCCACCUGGACUGACCCAAGAAACCAGACUGAGGCUGCUGUUGUAGUAAGUGAUGAGAGUGGCUGUACAAGUCAUGCUGAAGACUCUUCCCCAGAAGUUGGUGUUCAUACAGUUCCACAAUCUUGUGGUGAAACUACUAUUUUAAAUGGAGAAGAAAUUAAUUUUGUGGAUAGUAGUGAACUUGGACCUGGAAGUACUGAUGUGGCAGAUUUAGCUUAUGCUUCUACUCCUGGUCUCUACACAUUGCUGCUAAAUGCUGAUAAUACAUUUACCUUAGUUGCAGGAGGAUACCAGGGAACAUCUGCUUCUCAGGGGAGUCAGGUGUUUGUCUGUCGUCAGUGCAACAAAUUUACAUUGUCACAGGUUGAAAUUUUGAAUCACAUCUCUAUGUGUCACCCUGAGGACCUAGAUAAUGUUAAUCAGAGUGUUUGGAAGUUUUGUGCACUCCCAUCUUCGUACAGUGAAAACAGUGAUAUCUUAAAUGAUGCAGACCCUAUAUUUCGCCAUGGAAUUACCCUUAACACAGAAAUGACUUCCAGAGGAUCUGGUAAUUGUCUGGCAGUUGAGGGGAAUGGUAGUUUGCAAAUGAGUCCUGAGGACAGCUCUGCCAGGUUAACCACCAACAAAAGAACAGUAAAGAGAAAAUUGGGUAGACCAAGAAAAGAAGACAUGAUUUCAAACCCUGAAAAAAAUAUGGAGCUGACAAAAGAAAAGAAUUUUAAGUUUGAAAACAAUAAAUUUAUGUGCAUUGAUUGUAAUAAAACCUUCAUAAAACAGCGACAGUUUGACAAACAUAAAUGUUGCAUGUGGCAGUUCAGUCUUGAACAGUUAAGUCAUACAGAUAUGGAGAGUUUUGCAAUCCCUCUUCUAUCACAAGGUAAAGUCCAAGAAGCUUUUGCAAGUGGAGAUAGUCACAAAGACACUAAUUUUAAACUGCAUCAAGAUAUUGUACCUGAAGAAGACUUGGGAGAGGAGUGGAAAGGAAGUAAAUAUUAUAAAGCAAAAACUAAACCUAAGCCUAGUGGCGGUGAGAGGAGGAAGCGAGGGAGGCCACCAAAAGUUGACUCUCUGGGUUAUGGCACAAGGUCAAAAGAAGAUCAUUCAGAACAAGUUCCACAACCAGAAGGCCAAGCUGCUGAUGAUAAGGAGUGCAGAUAUAAAGGAGAAGUCAAACCUUUGCAAGGUCCUAAGUCAAUCCCAAAUACAGACACUACUCCUUCUUUAUUGUCAGGUGUAAAUGCAGACCUCACAGUGCUACCAAGAACAAGUUCUGAAACUCCCUACCUGCAUGCAAUACCAACAUUGCCCCUGUUCUCUAAUCCAAGACAACAGGAGCGACUUCAUAAGUGGAUUGCCCAGAUUGACUUAAGUUUUGUGGAUAGUAUUAUUGACAAAGUUUGUCAUGAUAAAGGGGCACCAAAUAAACGAGGAAUGGCCAUGUAUGUAUGUCGAGAAUGUAAGGUUCUGUUUAGGACAUUGUUGUUGUGCCGAAGGCAUUGUGCAAAACAUAUGUCAAAAAAAGCUUUCACUUGUCCCGAUUGUGAUUUUGCAACCACGAAUGUUAGUGCACUUUACUCUCACUAUCGUAAUCACACACAAAACCUUUAUGCUUGUGAUAAGUGUGAUUUCAGAGCUCGAAUUAAAGCCCAUUAUAGAGAUCACUUGGAGACGCACAAUCCAAGUAGACAUAUUUGUCAGUUAUGCCAAAAGCCUUACAGUACCUCAAAUUCUCUUAAAAGUCAUAUAUAUCUCAGCCAUCGGAAUGAAGAGGGAAUGAACUACAAAAGGUGUUUACGAAAAAAAAAACAGGAACAAAAUAAGCAAGGUCUUAUCUAUCAGUGCCCUGUAUGCAGUAAAUUAUUCUAUGAGAAGCUGUUGGCCAAUAAACACAUAGCUACUCACAGUUCUAAUGUUUCUAAGGCAGUUGUCAAGUGUGAAGUUUGUGAUACUCAGCCCUUACAUCAUGGAACAUUAAGAAGACAUUUGCUCAAGCACAAAGUCAUAUACAUAUGUUGCAUUUGCUAUAAACCACAGCUCACUGUCAGUUGUCUCCGCAGCCAUCUAAAGGAAGGGCUUUGUAACUCGCAUCAAGGGGAUACAUUUAAGUUGUCUCUCCUGUGCUCAUAUACCUCACCAGAAACAUUUCCAAGUCUCAUCUCAAAUAAAAGACUUGGACUAGGACCUCUUCUCCAAGAUCUAACAAAACACUUAACUGAUCACCAAAUGCCAGACACCAAGUUGAGCAGCAACCUCAUCAGACAAAUCCAAGAGGCUGGUUAUAAGCAGAUCUAUGUGCUUCUGCAAGAUGAACAUAAAGGAGCAUUAAGUAAAAUUUCAAAUUCACAGUCACCUAGCAAGGUUAUGAAAAUUGUCAUAAAUACAAGACUUACUACAGUGAAUGAGCAGGCUGUGCCUUGGGAAGAGCACCAGCAGCAGACCCCUGGUAGGGAGUCAGAACACAGUGAAAGAAACCAUCAUUCAGCUGAACAGUGUUUCAACCCCCACCUCCCUGUUGAUCAGCAUCAGCAAGACUUGUCCAUGGAGGAAACUGACCAGAGAGUUGUUGUCAUCAGUAAUGUUGGUGAAGAACAAACUGUGGUGGUGGAAAAGGGACAAAUGGUGACGAUGGAUGAGAAGAGAUAUGUCAUAAUACACGAGGAAAAUGAAGGACAACAACCCAUGAAGUUUGACAGCUUUCUGGCUCACGUAUCGUGAUAUGUACAGUACAGUGCAUCAUUAGAAUUGUUUUUUGUAUACUUUGCCACUUUUAAAUGACCUUCAUUUAUUAAAUUAUGCUUGUCA
Molecule: messenger RNA, 5039 nt
Organism: Homarus americanus (American lobster)
Lineage: Eukaryota; Metazoa; Arthropoda; Malacostraca; Decapoda; Nephropidae
Exons: 7
Coding region: 315-4952 (1545 amino acids)
Biological process (GO): regulation of transcription by RNA polymerase II
Cellular component (GO): nucleus
Molecular function (GO): RNA polymerase II transcription regulatory region sequence-specific DNA binding; DNA-binding transcription factor activity, RNA polymerase II-specific
Source: RefSeq, a predicted model, not a curated record